UCCCACCUCCUGUCUCCUCUCGGUUUCUUCAACCUCUCAACUUUAACUUUUCAUCUCUCAUAUUAUUAUAUUCCACCUAAAAGCAUGUAAUUAUGAUUUAAAUGGAUCCAUUCAUUCAGAUAUAUCAUCAGCUUAUACACUCGAGUCCCUUGAUCGAUGAGCUUUUCCUCUUAACCACAACAUCAACACAUAAUCUGUAUUCCAUCUUCGUUUAGCUUUCUUCUUAAUAAAGAAGAUGAUGUUGGAGAAGAUGACAGAAGCAUCGAUUCCAUAUGUUUUUGUUACAAAUCCUUUGCCUGGGUCCAAUCCUCCACUUGCCAAGAAGAAAAGAAACCUACCAGGAACACCAAAUCCUGAAGCAGAAGUGAUAGCUUUGUCCCCGAAGACUUUAAUGGCGACCAACAGAUUCUUGUGUGAAAUAUGCGGUAAGGGUUUCCAAAGAGACCAGAACCUUCAGCUUCACCGGCGAGGACAUAACCUGCCAUGGAAGCUGAAGCAAAGGGCUACGAAAGAACCGAGAAAACGAGUCUACGUGUGCCCGGAAAAGACCUGCGUGCAUCACCAUCCAUCGAGGGCUCUCGGGGACCUCACCGGCAUAAAGAAACACUUCUGUCGGAAGCACGGCGAGAAGAAGUGGAAGUGCGACAAGUGCUCGAAGCGAUACGCUGUGAAGUCGGAUUGGAAGGCUCACUCAAAAACAUGCGGCACCAGGGAAUACAAAUGCGACUGUGGUACUUUAUUUUCAAGAAGAGAUAGUUUCGUUACUCACCGGGCUUUUUGCGAUGCCCUGGCGGAGGAGACGGCGAGAAUAAACGCAGCUACCACCAUGCACGGCGGGAUCAAUUAUCAUCUAAUGGAGAACCAACAUUUCUCGUCUAUCUUCAAACCAGUUUCCAGCACUGAUGAAACAUCAAUCGAUCAAACUACAUGUGGACUUUCUUUAUGGAUGAGCCAUGAUGUUCAUCGAUUUGGUUCUUUGAAUUCGGGUUCGAUAUACACCGAUCCUCCGGCAUCCGGUUAUCAUUUAAAUUGGGUGUCACCGAGUGUUGCUCAAGAGCUAACGUGCACUUCGCUUCCGUUGAACAAUGUCAAGGAAACCGGAGCUCUGCUCGUGAGUGUUCCUUCAUUGUUUAGCACCCAGCAGCUCCAAUCUCAUCAACCGCCAUCGUCCGCGAAUAUGUCCGCAACAGCUUUGCUGCAGAAAGCCGCUCAAAUCGGCGCGACGUCCACCGACUCGUUGUUCCUAGGAAGCUUGGGAACGAAGUGUGGCAACGGUUUGUAUGUGUCGGACACUUCACCGGUUAGUCUCGGGAGUGAUUUAGAAAAUCCGGUGAAUGAUAUUUUCGGUUUAAAUCAACUGCAAAUGUAUCCUGCAAAACGGCGGCGCACGCAGGAGGGGGACACUAGUGGCGGACAAACAAGAGACUUUUUGGGCGUCGGAGUAGUGCCGAUAUGCCAUCUGCCGUCUAUUAAUGGAUAUAUAUGA
Messenger RNA from Hibiscus syriacus, 1486 nucleotides. RefSeq names its product zinc finger protein NUTCRACKER-like. Gene Ontology annotation, cellular component: nucleus. Gene Ontology annotation, molecular function: DNA-binding transcription factor activity. The transcript has 3 exons. The record is from RefSeq and is a predicted model, not a curated record. The coding region runs from base 236 to 1486 and encodes 416 amino acids. NCBI's taxonomy places the organism in Eukaryota, Viridiplantae, Streptophyta, Magnoliopsida, Malvales, Malvaceae.